Capsaspora owczarzaki ATCC 30864 is the source of this 2423-nucleotide messenger RNA. RefSeq lists its product as hypothetical. The coding region runs from base 159 to 2267 and encodes 702 amino acids. The record is from RefSeq and is a predicted model, not a curated record. Lineage: Eukaryota; Filasterea; Ministeriida; Capsasporidae. The transcript is spliced from 6 exons. Gene Ontology annotation, molecular function: ionotropic glutamate receptor binding; synaptic receptor adaptor activity.
AUUUUUUUUUAUUUUUUUUAUUUUUUUCGAUUUUGACAACAGCAGCGACCAACACAACACACUGCGUCCCAUUCCCUCAUAUCCGCGCCAUCCAGCAGGACACACUUUGCAAAUCGACUCAAAAACCAUUCCUCACAGUCACCCACGCGCGCGAGAGAAUGCCGGUCUCCAUCCUGCUGCGGGUGGAGAUUCCAUCUCAAAACCUCCAAAAGUCGCUGCUGUUUGAGCCGCACUUGCCCGUGUGGUUUGCCAAGCAGCUCAUCCUCGACAAGAUGUCCAAGGACGAGGAAAAUGUCAUCAACUACGGCCUGUUCAUCCCGCCAGCCAACGGUCGUGCCGGCAAGUUCCUCGACGAAGAGCGACUGCUCGCGUCGUACAGCCUGGAAAACAACGAUCUCGUAUCAUUCCGACUCAAGCGCAAGCUCUACCGCGAUGUCAUUGACGACAAGCAACUGAUCGAGUACAAUUCCAAGUCUUCCCGAAAGAAAUUUGGAGAACUUGUCGCCAAGGGCAAUGUAGAAAAGAUUCAAAAGAUGCUCAAGAGUGGCACAGACCCCAACUUUGUGUUGGAAACGGGUGAUACGCCGUUGGCCCUCGCCGCAGGCCGUGACAUGAAGGACAUGAUUGUCGUUCUUGUGGAUGGCGGCGCGUACAUGGACUACCGAUGCGCCAACUCGCACACUCCUCUGCACACUGCUUCCAUCCUUGGAAGUACGCUGGCGUUGAAGACAAUGCUCGAUCUCGGUGCCUCACCAAAUUACCGCGACAAGCUAGGCCUGACACCACUGUAUCAUGCAUGCAUGACGGGUCAACAGGGCUCGGCCGAGCUUUUGCUGAAAUACGAGGCGCAGCUCCAGCAGUGCGACCAACAAGCAUGGUCGGAAUUGCACCAGGCUUGCAAGCAUGGUCAUGCAGCGAUUGUCGACUUGCUGGUCUGGUACGGCGCCAUGAUCAAUGCACAAAACGUGACUGGCAACACCGCCAUGCACGUGAGCAUUCUCCAAAAGCAGCCCAAUUGCACCAAAAUCCUUCUCAAACGCGGAGCCAGCAAGGACAUUCAGAACAAGGGAGCCCAAACGCCCUUCCAGAUGGCCGCCAUGUCUGGUUUAAACGAAAUUGCCGAGUUUAUUCGCGCCUUCAAGCCCGAGGAUGUUGUUCGGUUUACGGCAGAGCCCGCGUACGAACGAAGAAAGCGAUCGAGCAACGCGUCUUCGUCUGGAAGCUCGACACCCAAAACAGCGCACAAGGCGCCAGCCUCUGCAGCAAAAAAGAAGGUGCAAGUCACGCGCUUGGCCGUGACAACAAAAGGUCGGGUUUUGUACCCGUACCGUGCAUCGCGAGCCGACGAGCUCGAGCUGAACGAAGGCGACACAAUCGAAAUCUUCCAGAAAGGCGACGACGGAUGGUGGGAAGGCAUCAAUGGCGAACGCACGGGCUGGUUCCCGAGCAACUAUGUUGAGGAGCACACUGUUCCGUACCGCAACGCUCGCGACUCUGUGCUCAUCCCUCCACCACCGCCGGUCGAAGACAUGGAGUCCGAACCAGUCGCCGACGGCGCGACGGGCAACAUUUCGCUCUGGAUGUCGACCGAUCGCCUGUCGCGCUUCAUGCGGCAAGCGUCCAUGAUGUCGCUCAACCAGGUUGGCUCCACCAUGUCCUUGAACACUGUGGGGCUUGCUCAGCCAUCCGCGGGCUACUUUAACGACAUGCCUCCGCCUCCUCCAGAGUUUGGCGGCGGCAGCUCGAACAGCAGCAGCGGACCCGCCAGCAUGAAUGGCAGCAGUACCAACCUCAACCUGAAUGCCCAUCCACCUCUCAACAAGGGCAACAGCUUUGGCUCCAUCCCUCCACCGCAGAUUCCCUCCGCUGCCGCGGCCAUCAUGAAUCGCGGCAACCGUGCGGCUUCGUUCAACACUGGCUCAAACCCAGUGUUUAUUCCGCCGCCGCCCAGUUUUGCCGGAACGUCGUUCUCGUCCUCCUCGCUUCCUUCCAGCAUGCCACCACCCACCGCCCGCAAGCCGAGCGCCGGCUCAUACAAUGGCACGAAUGGCGUCAAGACCACUACCGUCGCGGCGCUGUUUGACGACAACUCGCUGCCACCGCCGCCGCCCGUUGACUUUGACUUUUUGCCGCCUCCGCCCUCCUUCCUCACCAAUGGAAGCUUUGACUUGCACUCCCUACCACCACCACCGCCAGCCAUGCUCGACGGUGCCGGCGGCGGCUAUUUCGACGACGGGCUGCCAUUGCCUCCCCCGCCUCCAAUGUGAGCCAGGCGGUCAAGGUUUAUCAUCCUGUAUUUUGCAUCAUCAUUUUUUUUUACAGUGCGAGAUUGAUUCUUCUUGCUUCCUUUUUUUUGGUGUUGUGUUGACUGCUAGUUGUCAAUCAUGAAAGAGAAAAAUACCGACAAAAAAAAAACAAAAAAA